AUGGGCUCGAAUGUUUCUCGUCACUCGGGAAAAGGUUUAUCGGGACGUAGAGCCCAAUCAAGUGGUAGUCUGUAUAGAAUGUUAGCACCAAGAGUAGGAAGAGUUUUCAAUCCUUGCGGAGAAAGCGUUAAACAUAAAGAUAGAAAUAAAUUUUGCGGUUCAUUGCCAAAUCAUCUGGAUGAAAAACGAUUUUCCAGCGAAAGUAGUAGUUCGGAGAGCCUAUAUCGAAUAAACGUUAAUUAUGGCAACAUAUACGAAUUUGCCAAAGUGCCAAAUUCUGGUUUUCCACCUCCUCCUCCUCCUCCUCCUCCUGUUCAACAAGAUUUAAUAGGGGGAGAUCAAGGAUACGGUUCAGAAUGGUCUCCGGAUGAAGAUUUAUCUGCACAUGCCAAUUCUGCCAAUUCUUCUUCUUCUUCUCGAGAUAAAGUUAUUACGAAUAAUCAUGAAAUACCUUUUAUUACCAAAGAAAAUACAUUUGAAACUGAAAUAAUAAAAGGAUCCAGAGGGUUGGGACUUAGCGUAACCGGUGGUGUUGGCACAACUGAUUAUCAUCCCGGUCUCAUUAGAAUCAAACGUAUUUUUCCUCAUCAACCGGCAUCAGAAUGUGGGGUUUUAGAAUUGGGAGACGUAAUUUUAGAAGCUAAUGGGGCUCCUUUAACCGGUCUUACCAAUCAUGAAGCUUUAGAAGUUCUCAGAACGACUUCAAACAAUGUGAUACUUAAAAUUUGCCGUCCUCCACGUAACACUUUCAAUUUUCCAGAAAGAGUUACUUGUGAUCCUCCACCCAUUCCAAAAAGAGAUUCCAAUAGAAAUAUUUGUAAUUCUAGUCAAAGCAGUAACUUUUCCAAACAGUUACCAUCGCCCGAAGAGGAUUUCGGAGAAUUUAAUGUGACUCUUCAGAAAGUCAACGGAAGUUUGGGAUUCACGUUAAAGAAAGAAGACGAAAGUAUUUUGGGACAUUAUGUUAGAGCAUUGGUUCGAGAACCAGCCAUUUCCGAUGGAAGAAUUCGUCCCGGUGAUAAAAUAGUAUCGGUAAACGGAAAUGACAUUUCAUCAAUGAGUCACGAAGAAGCCGUUGCUUUUCUUCGACAAUGUGAAAACGAAGUUCAACUUCAACUUUACAGAGAUCCAGCUCAGACUCCGAUAACCGCUUUAUCUCCGACAGAAUCUCACAGAUCAUUCCGUCCAAAACCCGUCCUUAGACAAGAAGCCGUUGAUAUGUUGUGCACCCUCGCAGUGAAAAAACUAAGUCCCGGAGAUUCUGAUAUUUUAAAUAGUAAAAGUCGGUUUUUGAGCAGUUCUCCAUCACCUAGAAGGAAAAAAUUAACAAAAAUGUCUCGCGAAUCGGAAUUGAUUAAUUUAAAUUUAGAAAAAAUCGAUCAGAUUAUUCAGGCAGGCGGUGGUGGUGGUGAUGAUGAUGAUGAUAUACUAAUUACAACGGAAACGUCAUCGAAUCCAAAUGUAAAAUUAUCACUUGGAGAAUGUGAGGAACCUGUCAGUUUACCACCGAUUUCCACAACGGAAACAGAAUUCAAUCUUCACGGAAAUCCGAUUUAUCAAUCUGUUCAUAACGUCGUACAAUCGGAUGGAGAAAGGAAAAGGGAAAAAUCAAACAAUAUCGAAAAAGAAAUGAAAGACAAAGGUUUAUGUCAAAGAAAAGGAAGUCAAAGUUUAUUGAAGUGGAAAGGUAUAGUUUUCCCUUCGACCGGAAAUAUAUCGGAUCAAGAAAAAGAUUCAAAAAAUAAAGACGAAGAGAUAUUAACAGUUGAAUUAUACAGAGGUUGGAACAGCAGGUUGGGUUUCACAUUAAAAAAUUUCGAUUCUAAAACAUUUAUCGGUGAAAUUUAUCCGGAUAGCGUUGCAGCCAAAGAUGGCCGACUUCGGUCGGGAAUGACGACGCCGGAAGUUAUAGAUCUUUUACGUGGAAUACGUGGAACAAUUGCAAUAACAAUAAAUCGGAAUAAAAAUUUUGACGUCAAUCUAUAA
Messenger RNA from Pediculus humanus corporis (human body louse), 1986 nucleotides. Its product is annotated as multiple pdz domain protein, putative. Bases 1 to 1986 code for a protein of 661 amino acids. Gene Ontology annotation, molecular function: protein binding. The record is from RefSeq and is a predicted model, not a curated record. Lineage: Eukaryota; Metazoa; Arthropoda; Insecta; Psocodea; Pediculidae. The transcript is spliced from 7 exons.